GCGAAGGAAGGGGGCGGGGAGCCAGCGCCCGGGAGCCCAAGGAUCGCGCUCCCGGAGGCCUUGGCUGCCGGCCGAGCUCAGCCCGCCGGGGAGGGGGCGCCCUGGAGCCUCUUCACCCUGGCAGCUUCGGGGAUGCUGAGAAGCCCCGCCCUGGGGCGCUCGGGACCCGCUCGCCCCCACCCGCGCCUGCCACACCGUCGCGCGCGGUCAGGGAGGCGGGGCUCACCUGGCCGUUUGGGGCGGGGCCGCCCGCGACCCGGGAACGCGGAGGUGGCGUCGGUCCCCGCGGGGCGCUAGAGGGACUGGCCCCGGGGACCCGGCUCAGAGCUCCCACCCCUCCACGCCCCUCACCUUCCGCGCCGGGGCCCUCCCUCGGCUCGCCGGGUCUCUCCCUCCCUCUCCCUCCCCUCCUUUACUCCCUCCCUCCGAGCCCAAUUGCUCAAGCCGCUUCCUUCCCCAACGCCAGCGCCAGUUCCUCUCCCGGAGGGGCCCGGGAAGGGCAGCGAACGCUCGACCCUGGAAGCGCCGCGGCAGCAGCGGCAGGACCAUGGCCGAGCCCCGAGAGACCGCGAGCCCGGGGCCCAAGGCCUCCCUCGCCGCCACCGCGCUGAGCCCGCGGAGCGCCCCGCAGCUCCGCCCCUGGAGAGUGGAGGCCGCCACCCUGGGCAGGUACCGGGGCCACGCCGGCACCCCCUCCCGGGACCCCCUCCUCCACGGCUCAACGUUGUUCUCGGCAGCGGGCUCUGGCCGCCGGCGGGGAGCGCUGCGGGAGCUGCUGGGGCUGCAGGGGGCGGCCUCCGCCCGCUGGCCGUCGGAGGAGCGCGCAGAGGAGCCGUCCCCGGCCGGGCCGAACGGGCCGAACGGGCCGGGCGGCGGCGGGCUGUGCCUUGAGCCCCACGAGCACGCGUGGAUACUGGCCGCCGCCGAGGGCCGCCUCGAGGUGCUGUGGGAGCAGCUGGAAGCCGAGCCAGCCCUGUUGCUGCGGUGCGACCCGAUCACGGGCUACACGGUGCUGCACUGGUUGGCCAAGCACGGGUGCCACGAGGAGCUCAUCCUGGUGCACGACUUCGCCCAGCGCCGCGGCCUGCAGCUCGACGUGAGCGCCUCGGGCAGCGGCGGUCUCACGCCCCUCCACCUGGCGGCCCUGCAGGGCCACGACAUGGUCAUCAAGGUGCUGGUGGGCGCCUUGGGGGCCGACCCCUCGCGCCGCGACUACAGCGGCCACCGGGCCUGUCACUACCUGCGGCCCGACGCGCCCCAGAGCCUGCGGGAGCUGUCGGGGGCCGAGGACUGGGAGGCAGCGGGCGGCUGCGAGCGUAUGAACGCCAACAACAACAGCAGCGGCGGCGCCGCGUGGGCGCCGCGACGGACCCCGAGCUGGGUGGGCACGAGCUCCGUGGAGGCCCCGGCAAGAGCGGCGGCGUCGCCUUGCAAGGAGAAGAACUAUACGGGCAGCCGGGUGGUGCAAAUUCAGGGCCUUCUCCGCCAAAUGUUCCCCUUCUUCCAGGACCGUUGAGGGCGACAGAGACUGAAGAGCGCGGAGGGACCGUGACGCUGCGGUCGAGGCCUCGGUCGCGGGUGGUCUCGGGCCCCACCCGAAGGCGCGGCAGCUCCUGCCGCAGCCGAGCGCGCCGUGCCUGCAAGCAGCGGACCACCUCCAGGUUUGUCACGCGUACCUGUCCCAGGUCUCCUACAGCCACCGGCCAGGAGACCUGGGGAUCAGGACACCCUCACCGAGAGAGAGCAAAGACCCAGCUGUCCUGGGGCCGAGUCCCAAAACUAGGGCACUGAGGAGUUAGGGGUAGGGGGAUGGUCGUGCUUGGGAGAGGAAACGUUGGGCUUCCAGGAGCCGUUUCUGGACAGGCCGAAGCUCUGGGUGUACUGGGAAGCACUUGCUAGAAGAAUGACUUAAGACUGGAGAGCACGGAUAGGGAGGGGGGUACGCGCCUGCCUGUAGGCUUGCCUCCGCUCCUGCUGCGGGCAGAGUCACCCUUUCCCCCAUCCUGCUCCUGAGACGUCCAGGAUUUACCGUUUUUUUUUUCUAAUGUAUCUCGGAUGCCUUCUUAAGCAUAUUAAAGCGGGAUAUGUUUUCUUUUCACAUGACAAAGCUGUCCUUUGAGUGACUUUUUUUUUUUUUUCAUUAACCACUGAGUGUCGGAAGCUUCCUACAUUCCCGGGGAAGAGUUCACCAACCCAUGGCCCUGAGCUAGUGGUCGGGGUGGCUCUGGACCUUGUUCCCACAGCGGGCCAAGCGGCGUGCUGGAAGGAGCUGCAUUCACCUUGGCUCUAAGUAGAGACACACAGUUUGCCUUUCUCCCGGGCUCUUUUAGACAAUUAGGUCCCGCUUCGGCACAAGUCUCAUC
Lutra lutra (Eurasian river otter) is the source of this 2363-nucleotide messenger RNA. It is a transcript of the gene SOWAHD, whose product is annotated as sosondowah ankyrin repeat domain family member D. Gene Ontology annotation, molecular function: protein binding. Bases 548 to 1516 code for a protein of 322 amino acids. NCBI's taxonomy places the organism in Eukaryota, Metazoa, Chordata, Mammalia, Carnivora, Mustelidae. The transcript has a single exon. The record is from RefSeq and is a predicted model, not a curated record.